CUAGCGUUGGAUAUCGAAGGGGCGGCCUCGUUGGGCAUUGUAUAAUAGUAUCGUGCAUUUGGCAUCUUUCUUCACUCUCGUUUCCCGCCUGUAAAAGCUUCCACCGGUCGCCCUUUCGAACUUUACAAGGCUCCAAACUUUUCUUGGGCUUAUAGCACGUGCCUCUAAGCCUUCACGCCGCAGCCUGCUAAAGGUUGCGAAGACAUCCUUUGUUGUGGUCUCUGUAUAUCAACAUCCUUCCACUAUCAACUUUCCUUCUUUUUGUUUAAUAUGGAGACACGGACACCACCAUCAACCGAUCUGGUCGUCGCAGCACCUGUGCGACCCGUCAACGACCCGCUCCAGACAUGGCCCGAACCUGUCGAUACGCCUGGCAUCCUUCCGCGUCAUCUGAUCAGACAAGCAUCUUCUCGGCUUCCAUUUCUUGAGAUCUUACACCGUUUGUUCUAUCGCAUACGACCAGACACUCAUAACGAUCUUGACAAGGUCUUGGCAGCAAUAGCCCUUUACAGCGCCGCUGUACCUGUGUACAAAUACCUGAAAGACUUCGCCGUAUGGGCUUUCACUGUCCAGAUAACCAUACCUGAGCACGAUCCUGCUGCUAAGGAUGUACUAGCCUGGAUGGGCUCAGAGGUUAUCUCGAAUCGGCGUAGUAGGAGCGCCAUGAUUACUACCGAAGGAUCGCAACAGUUCGAGGACAACUACGGCCGUCGCCUCAUGAUAGGACCAUCCGGUAGAGUCGGACAUCGCAACAUGCAGGGGACUGUGGACAAUGAAGUAUCUUGCUCGCCUCCCAUUGGUUCGCGAAUUUUUUGGGUUGGCUUCCGCCCAUAUCUCUUCGACCGCGUAGGGGGUUCAAGGGGCCCAGUACAUCCUGGUAUUCCCAGUAACAACCACAUCGACGCAAGCGGCAGGCUUCAAAACGCACUCACCAUCACCACGCUGGGCUGGAAUCUAGAACCUUUACGGAAUUUCGUGGUCAGAUGCCAUGAGUGGAAGAAGGCCAACAUGACCGGUACGACGACAGUGUACUUUGCUGGAGGUAACACGUACGAUUAUGGCGGUGGGCAGUGGCAGUCAAUCAGCAAGCCCGUGAGGAAGCUCGACACCAUUGACAUGGAUGAGAGCGUCAAGCUGGAUCUUGUGCGGGAUGCUGAGUACUACUAUAGCGAGCAGUCGAAACAAUUCUUCGCAGACUGUGGUAUUCCAUAUCGACGAGGCUAUCUUUUCUAUGGCCCACCAGGCACAGGAAAGACGUCCUUCAGCGCUGCUCUCGCAGGACAUCUGGGCUGCGACAUCUACCACAUCAACCUAGCAUCUGGCGAUAUCACCGACGGCAAGCUACAUAACCUAUUUCUUGGUCUACCGCAGAAGUGUGUCGUGGUCAUAGAAGACAUCGACUCUGCCGGCAUUGGCCGCGAGGUUACGACGGAGACAAAAGAAGAAGCGGCCGAUGUAGACCUUGCCGAAUCAAUGAUGCCCGCUCAGUGGAGGGAGAGAGGCAGGCAGGCUACUGGACACAAGGGACGCAGUCUCAUCACCCUUAGCGGUCUUCUCAACGCCAUCGACGGAAACGCAUCUCAAGAGGGCCGCCUUCUCAUUCUGACAUCGAACAACCCCGAUGCUCUGGAUACAGCACUCACACGACCAGGCCGCGUCGACAAGAAGGUUUACUUCGGCAACAUGAACAAGUCUGCCGGAAAGAGCAUCUUCAUGCGCCUCAUCGGCCGUUCAGCGCUCGCCCACGACGCUGUCUUCUCCAUGGCGUACAUCGAGCAGUGCGCAGCGGAAUUUGCAGAGAAGGUACCUGCGCACACUUUCACACCAGCGCAGGUCCAGAACUUUUUGCAAGGGUGCCGUGGCGAUCCGAUCAAAGCACUCGCUGAGAUCGAUGCUUGGGUCGCAGAAAGCCGUCCCACAGGCGUUGGCAUGUCGUCUAGCCCCGUAUCGAAUGCCACGAUGGUGGAGGCUGAGGAGGGUGAAGUUGAGGCUCUGUAAGUAAGGGGUUCGAGAAACUAGAGCGCACAUUUGUCGUCAUGCAAGAUGUUGGGUUUGUUCAGUCUAAGUGAGUAAGACAAGAUGGUGCUGUAUACUAUAAUGGGUUCGCUUCUGUUUGCUAGCACUUCGCGGCGUCACAUCGCAUGUACAUAUGGAGUUCAGGAGGUACUCAGCUGGGUUUUAGAAGGUAGCGUAACAUUCAAAUAAGU
Molecule: messenger RNA, 2207 nt
Organism: Macroventuria anomochaeta
Lineage: Eukaryota; Fungi; Ascomycota; Dothideomycetes; Pleosporales; Didymellaceae
Product: P-loop containing nucleoside triphosphate hydrolase protein
Exons: 4
Coding region: 271-1998 (575 amino acids)
Biological process (GO): protein insertion into mitochondrial inner membrane from matrix; mitochondrial respiratory chain complex III assembly
Cellular component (GO): mitochondrial inner membrane
Molecular function (GO): ATP hydrolysis activity; ATP binding
Source: RefSeq, a predicted model, not a curated record